AUGCCCAUAGCUACCAGUCAAAAUGACCCGCCAAUUAAUAAUUCGAAUAGAACUUCCUUCAAUGGUACUGGGAAAAUAACAAUUCCCGCUAGACCCAUUCAACAGACAAAUGUAACUUCUUCCACCUUCCGGAUUCAAAUGCCCGUCUCAGGGACCUCUUCAAAGCACUUGACGCCACCGAGAAAUCAUGUAAAUUUAAUGCCCACACCCUCAGGUGAUAUGAAUAAUAAUCGGUCGAUACAUUCAAGCAUCUCAAUGCGCCCAAAGAGUCCCAUUUAUACAGUGACAACCCGAAGUCGAAGUGUCGGUCCUACAAUCAUUCCCCCACCACCAAAUGCCAAUGCAUAUCCUUUCGUCACUGACCUCUCAAAAGGACUCAAAAUUAUCUCGAAUACUGGCAAUGCUAAUAACCAAAUUGCCUCAAGAGUUCAAGCACUGCCCCCAAAGAAGUUCAUCUUAGGGCGGGUAGCUUCCAAUGAGGAUAUUUGCAUUGAAACAGAAACACCAUUUGCUUUUAGUAUUGCUGCUAAGGGGAAGCAGAUUUGUAUUUCCAAAGUGGCAUCCGCAGAUGAUCUCCAGAGACCCCUUUUAGGAGGUCUUUUCAAUGCUGAAUUAGCGAAUAAGGCAGAAAUUGGUGAAGGGAUCCCUGUGUCUUUGAGGUUGACCUUUGGUUCGACCCCAUGCGUCAGUUCAAUUGCUUCAAAACAGGUCCCUAGAGAGCCCGCUUUGCACAAAACUUUCAGAUCAGUUCUGCAUAUUGAUAUGUCCAGUUCUGGAAAUUCUACGGGAAAGAACCUUGCCAGACCACAAUACCGGGCACCAAAACCUCUGGUGAAUGGAACAUCAUAUAGAAAUAGUCUUCCAUCUUUACCAAGACCGCCAAGACAAACUCAGGGCGCCAAUUUGACAUUUUUUGAGCAAGAUAUAUGUCUGCCAGUUCCAUGCCAAGCAGAAGGCAGUGAGUCUAGUGGUGAAGCACAUCAAGUUGAUACGGGGAAAUCAGAGGGCCAGGAAGCUCAAUCCAGGAAACCUCCAAUUCAACGUGAAAAGUGGUGGCAUGACGCACUCAAAAGUGACUUCACACCCAAGGCCAAAAUAGCCUCGGAACAGGAAUACGAGCUGACAAAUCACCUCUUUAACGAGCAGGGCUACAAUCCUCUUAUUCGGCCGGUUGCAAACGCCUCCGAAGCUCUGCAAGUUGACCUUGGACUCUGCAUGAUACAACUCAUUUACAUUGAUGAGCGCCGCCAAGUCAUGAAGAGCAACGUUUGGUUACCCAUGGUGUGGCGGGACUAUCAGCUAACUUGGGAUCCAUCAAAAUAUGGCGGUUUGAAAGUGGUUCGAGUUCCACACAAUCGUGUCUGGAAGCCCGAUAUCGUUCUUUUCAACAAGUAA
Messenger RNA from Rodentolepis nana, 1395 nucleotides. The record is from the annotation of a GenBank genome assembly. Lineage: Eukaryota; Metazoa; Platyhelminthes; Cestoda; Cyclophyllidea; Hymenolepididae.